This is a messenger RNA of Glycine soja, 3553 nucleotides long. RefSeq names its product putative pentatricopeptide repeat-containing protein At3g08820. NCBI's taxonomy places the organism in Eukaryota, Viridiplantae, Streptophyta, Magnoliopsida, Fabales, Fabaceae. The transcript has 2 exons. The record is from RefSeq and is a predicted model, not a curated record. Gene Ontology annotation, biological process: RNA modification. Bases 10 to 2070 code for a protein of 686 amino acids. Gene Ontology annotation, molecular function: zinc ion binding; protein binding; RNA binding.
UAUAUAUAUAUGGUGCAUUUAGUGAUGCGUGGUAGUAACAUGGGCUCAGAGCUGAAGAAGUGUUUCGCUUGGGGCUUGAAGUCUCUGCACCAAGCGAAGCAAUGCCACUGCCUUCUCCUCCGUCUCGGUCUCCACCAAGACACCUACCUCAUCAACCUCCUCCUACGCUCUUCCCUCCACUUCGCCGCCACGCAAUACGCUACCGUCGUUUUCGCCCAAACCCCGCACCCCAACAUCUUCCUCUACAACACCCUCAUUCGCGGCAUGGUCUCCAACGACGCCUUCCGCGAUGCCGUUUCGGUCUAUGCCUCCAUGCGCCAGCACGGCUUUGCCCCGGACAACUUCACCUUCCCUUUCGUCCUCAAAGCCUGCACCAGACUCCCACAUUACUUCCACGUGGGUCUCAGCCUUCAUUCCCUUGUAAUCAAAACUGGGUUUGACUGGGACGUGUUCGUUAAGACCGGCCUUGUUUGUUUGUACUCCAAAAACGGGUUUUUAACCGAUGCGCGCAAGGUGUUUGAUGAAAUUCCUGAGAAAAAUGUUGUGUCUUGGACUGCUAUAAUUUGUGGGUACAUUGAGUCCGGUUGCUUUGGAGAGGCUCUCGGGUUGUUUAGAGGGUUGUUGGAGAUGGGUUUGAGGCCAGAUAGCUUCACGUUGGUUCGCAUUUUGUAUGCUUGUUCACGGGUGGGGGACUUGGCUAGUGGACGGUGGAUUGAUGGGUAUAUGAGGGAGAGUGGGUCGGUUGGGAACGUGUUUGUAGCGACCUCAUUGGUUGAUAUGUAUGCGAAGUGUGGGAGCAUGGAGGAAGCGCGCAGGGUGUUUGAUGGGAUGGUGGAGAAGGAUGUUGUGUGUUGGAGUGCCUUGAUUCAGGGGUAUGCUUCCAAUGGGAUGCCGAAAGAGGCACUUGACGUGUUCUUUGAGAUGCAGAGGGAGAACGUGAGACCGGAUUGUUACGCCAUGGUGGGAGUUUUUUCGGCGUGCUCAAGGCUCGGGGCGUUGGAGUUGGGGAAUUGGGCUAGGGGUUUGAUGGAUGGGGAUGAGUUUUUGUCUAAUCCUGUGUUGGGUACUGCAUUGAUUGACUUUUAUGCGAAAUGUGGAAGUGUGGCACAGGCGAAGGAGGUUUUUAAGGGGAUGAGGAGGAAGGAUUGUGUAGUCUUCAAUGCUGUUAUUUCUGGGCUGGCUAUGUGUGGACAUGUUGGAGCUGCCUUUGGGGUGUUUGGCCAAAUGGUAAAGGUUGGAAUGCAGCCGGAUGGGAAUACUUUUGUUGGUUUGCUUUGUGGAUGUACUCAUGCUGGUUUGGUUGAUGAUGGUCACCGUUAUUUUAGUGGCAUGAGUAGUGUUUUUUCUGUAACUCCUACUAUAGAGCAUUAUGGAUGCAUGGUGGAUCUCCAGGCUCGUGCAGGUUUGUUGGUUGAAGCGCAGGAUUUGAUCAGGAGUAUGCCAAUGGAGGCCAAUUCUAUUGUUUGGGGGGCUUUGUUGGGAGGAUGUAGGUUACAUAAGGAUACCCAAUUGGCUGAGCAUGUGUUGAAGCAGCUGAUUGAGUUAGAACCAUGGAAUUCGGGACAUUAUGUUCUCUUAUCGAAUAUAUAUUCAGCAAGUCAUCGUUGGGAUGAAGCAGAAAAAAUCAGGUCUAGUUUGAAUCAGAAAGGGAUGCAGAAAUUACCUGGGUGUAGUUGGGUUGAAGUUGAUGGGGUCGUUCAUGAAUUCCUUGUAGGCGACACUUCCCAUCCUUUGUCACACAAGAUAUAUGAAAAACUUGAAAGUUUAUUUAAGGAUUUGAGAGAAGCUGGCUAUAACCCGACCACUGAGUUUGUGCUCUUUGACGUAGAGGAGGAGGAGAAGGAGUACUUCCUUGGCUGUCAUAGUGAGAAGUUAGCUGUUGCAUUUGCACUGAUCAGUACUGGGGCCAAAGAUGUGAUUCGUGUUGUUAAAAAUCUUCGUGUAUGUGGCGAUUGUCAUGAGGCUAUAAAACUUGUUUCAAAAGUUACAGGGAGAGAGAUUAUCGUUAGAGAUAAUAACAGAUUCCAUCAUUUCACUGAAGGCUCAUGUUCUUGUCGGGAUUAUUGGUAAACUUUUGAUGCAUUCUAAGAUGUGAAGUCUAAAUUCAUGGUUUGCCUCACUUCAAAAGUUGUCAGACAUCAGAGUUUCAUUUGAAUAUGUUGAAAUGGAAUUUUAUGUUCUGCCAACCCUUUACACAAGUUUUGGAUGGGGAUAAGUGAAAUCUAUGACAUCUUUUGUCUGACUUGAAUAUGGUCAAGGUCCAAGAUAGUUUUGCUGCCUUUCAGAUGGAGAAAUGGCCCACUUGUUUGUCAAAUGCAAUUGCAUAGAUCACAUCACAUUCUUUCCAUCUCUCAAGUUGAAGCAGCAAAUUUGGGUCCACUGAUGAACUUCAAAGUACCUGUCAUUUUGGGACAUGCAAAUACUUCCUGCCAGGUUGUUGAAAAUGGAACAGGUUUGCACACUAGAAGUUUGGCCAAAAAGAGAGCCAGUCCUUUUUUAUCUACCAUGGUCCAUGGCAACUUUGUUAAUGUUUCUAGAAUGGACAUUCCGAUCAAAGCAUUGGACCAUACAUGCUAGAAUUGUUUGAAUGACAGAUAAUACUAGUGAAGUUCCUCGGAAGCCUCUUCGUCAACUUCCAAAUGGCAAGAGAUGGUAAUGAUUGGCCUUUACAUCUGUAUUUUAAUAGCUUUCUCUUUGGAAAUGAAUCUUAUAGGGCAAUACUAGUGGGUUUUAUCUAAGUUUUGCAUCCCUUGCAAUGGCCCACAUAUUAACAAUUGCAGCAGUUGGUAUUUUCUCUUGGAAACAAUGGGUUACUGGAGAGAGCGGUGACUUGUGAAGACUGAAGAGGAAUCUGAUCAGAUAAAUUGAUAUAAUCCAAACGAGGAAUGUGAAUGCACAGCCUUGGAUGUCUAGCAUAAUGAAAAUGGGAUGACGCUAAUGCAAAGAAUUUAAAUGGGCAAAGAAGAGAUCUAACCAAGGCAAAAAUCUCAUUUUAUAUAGGUGCCUUGGUGUAGAGACAUGCGAUAUUUUAUAGCGUGCAGUCGGUUCAUUAGUUCUUUGGUGGCAUGAAGAGAGAUUGUCUCAUCAUCAUCAUCCUUCCUGCCAAGUGCCUACCACUGAAACCUCCAAUUUCAAAAAUUUAUUCCUUAUUCUUUUUUCUUCGCACACAACCAAACACAUAAGGAUUUUGAAGCCAAAAUCAAUGAUCACUGUUAUCAAUUAUAGAUGACAGAACGUAGCGGAAGACUGAAAUUUCACCAUAUAAACAUGCCAUUGUGUCUUAUGGUGCUGCCAUGAUGGGUCUCCUGUCACAAAUUACCUAUUGUAGUUGGCAAAAAAUCCACCAGGCUAUUCCACCAUGGCUGCCAUUUAACAACAAUGUCAGUGACCGUAAGAGAUUGUGAAAGUAAAAUUAAAGUGAACGUAUACUUAGUGUUGUUUGUGCUUGCCUUAUAUUUUCUCUACUUCGUUGCUAGGGUAGAGUUAACAAUAUGGGUGCCCGAGGGAUACAUACAAGCUCAUUAAAUGAUAUUUUCGACUAGUAUUUGGUGCA